AUGGAAACCAACCAGUCAGCAUCCCGGGCUGCCCGACGCUUCCUUGUCGACCGAGUUCGCGACGACUGGGACUGGCCGAAUGCGCCCGAAUGUUGGUCGGCGUCGGAUGAAGAAGUGCGCGGCGUGAGCGAGUUCAGAGAGCGUUAUUACGGUACCACAUCUUCCUCCGAGCCGGACAGCGAGACUGAUGCCACGAAUCCGUACAAGUUCGACUCACCUGACAGCAUCGGCGCUGCUCUCGAAUCGAAGGCAGAAGCGCGCAAGAGGAAGAGGAGGAUGGCUAUAGAGAGCGAGAUGGCCUGGAAUGAGGGCCUCUCCUGCUUUGUUGUCAGACGAGAUGUGUGGACCGGCGCUGCAGCCGUGAGGAGGUAUGGUACGAAUAGGGCUACGAGGGGCAGCAACGCAACAGACCCUCGAGUGCCGCUGGCCACCCCGAUGCUCGCGAAUAACUCGAUCCGUAAUUCCAUUACGCCUAAGAUAUACUCCGACAUCUACAACAAGAUCGUCGUCUCCUCGCGUACGCCUUCCGUCCCCAUCAACCUCUCCGACAUGACGCGCGCACUGGUGCAAGGAUGGAAAGACAAUGGUGAGUGGCCUCCCAAAGCGGGGCCUUUGGAUCCACUCGCCGGAAGGAAGAGAGCCGCAAUCGUAGGCGUCAAGAUGGACAAAGGCGUGCUACACACAGAGGAGUUUCUAUCCCACCACCCGCAUGUAAAGAAGGGCAUGGACUCAGUCAAGCGCAUGUUGCACCUAAAUGGCCACCAUCAUGAGCAUGGCGCCCCGGAAAACCAUAGAUGA
Messenger RNA from Lindgomyces ingoldianus, 798 nucleotides. RefSeq lists its product as uncharacterized. The transcript is spliced from 2 exons. Lineage: Eukaryota; Fungi; Ascomycota; Dothideomycetes; Pleosporales; Lindgomycetaceae. The record is from RefSeq and is a predicted model, not a curated record. The coding region runs from base 1 to 798 and encodes 265 amino acids.